This is a messenger RNA of Aspergillus versicolor CBS 583.65, 1495 nucleotides long. RefSeq names its product indoleamine 2,3-dioxygenase. The transcript has 2 exons. Gene Ontology annotation, molecular function: metal ion binding; indoleamine 2,3-dioxygenase activity; heme binding. Gene Ontology annotation, biological process: 'de novo' NAD+ biosynthetic process from L-tryptophan. The coding region runs from base 88 to 1335 and encodes 415 amino acids. NCBI's taxonomy places the organism in Eukaryota, Fungi, Ascomycota, Eurotiomycetes, Eurotiales, Aspergillaceae. Gene Ontology annotation, cellular component: cytoplasm. The record is from RefSeq and is a predicted model, not a curated record.
UAUGAUUCCUCGUGAUCUCAGCCCCCUGACGAAUUUUCUUGAUGAUGAAAAAAAAAAAAAAAAAGAGAGAAUCUAAAUUACUGGAUAAUGGCCAUUGGUAUAUUAAACCCCAGCGACUACGGGGUAUCGAGAGAGCUUGGUUUCUUAUCAGACACGCCUCCCAUUCAACGCCUGGCCAUUCCACGAUACGAUCCAUGGGAGAAGACAGUCUCCAGGCUUCCGACUUUGAUUGAACAGCGCAGAUUACGGGACGAAGUCCAUAGAAUCCCGAUUCUAUCAACAACGCCGUUGAGGACGUGGGCUGAGCGGACACGAGCAUACGUGUGCUUGGUCUUUUUAACAAAUGGCUACGUCUGGGGUGGCGAUGAGCCGGCGACGGUCCUGCCCCCUUGUCUCAGCAUCCCUCUCCUCGAAAUAUGCAGCCAUCUCGACGUUCCCCCGAUAGCAACAUAUGCUGGAGUAUGCCUUUGGAAUUAUAGCCUCCGCUCACCCAUGGGAUACGUCAAUCAGCUCGAAAACCUACGGAGCAAUACUUCUUUUACCGGGAUAAUAGAUGAAGAAUGGUUCUAUAUGGUUUCGGUUGCCAUUGAGGCCCAGGGCGGGCCAUCGAUCACGGACUCGCUCGAUGCAAUCCAAGCAGCCUACAAUAAUGACCAUGAGAAGGUAGUCGAGUGUUUGAACUCCAUUGCUGAGAACUUGUUGCAUAUGUCUGUGCUAUUGGGGAGGAUGAACGAGAGGUGUUCACCUCGGCCCUUCUAUACACAACUCCGACCCUUUCUCGCCGGCACGAAUCGAAUGAAAGAGUUCGGACUUCCCGAGGGAUUAACUUAUGACUGUGGCCAUGGGAAGAGAUUAUACCGGUCCUACAAGGGCGGGAGUAACGCACAGAGCACCCUAAUCCAGUUCCUCGACACCGUCCUAGGCGUCGAACACCACUCCGACGACCCAAAAGGCUCGGCAGAGUUUACCAACGAGAUGCGGAACUACAUGCCAGGCGAACAUAGGAGGUUCCUCGAGGGAGUAUCGAAAAUCGCAAACAUCAAGGCCUUCGUCCACGAUAAUCGCGCGCAUACUGAACUCCAGGCCGCAUACAAUAGGUGCAUACAGGGUAUGUGCCGCAUACGAGACACCCAUUUCCAGAUUGUCGCGCGCUUUAUCCUCCUGCAAUCGAAGAAAGGAUCUGGUCAUAAUCACCGUCUAUUGAACUCUCCACAAGAUGACCCGGUACCUCGCGGGACUGGGGGGACGGACCUUGUUCGGUUUCUCCAGAAGACGCGAGAGGAGACUGCUAAGUGUAGGGUUCAGAAGCCUACUACAGUGGUGGAUAAUCCAUGACCGAACAAGCGUAGUUGAUUUUUGAAGAUGGAAAUUCAGUGAUUCAACUCUCGUAGUAAUAAUAGAUUUACUUUUCUCAACUGCCAAAUAUUUCCAGUGAAGCGAUCACGCACUUGAGGAGUUUUCGACUGAUGGACUUGAAUCCGAACCAGAUCGGCGG